CCCCUUUUCCCCUCUUUUCCCUUUCUCCGCCCCACCAACUUAUGCCGCACAUAUUUCUUUUACCAUUUAAAAAUCAGAAAACAAAAUCUUUAUGACUUUCACUUAUUGCGGAUCUGCUACGCCUAGACCACUGUCUUACAUUAAGAUCCAAAAUAUGAAUGCACUUUAAUAUUUCUGAAGUUGGGCAUGAGUUGCGUGAAACGCUCGGCGACAGUGACCUUGUUUACAUUUUUGUGUUGAUCUGUCCGUGGGUCGACUAUAGAGCAAAGAGACGUUUAUUUUAGAAGAUUAGUCCAUGGAAUCUAACGACAGAACUUAACAUUUGUGACGAAGAAAGAACAUUUUGCUUUUGAAGGUUAUUCAUCAAGUGAUGGGGGGAUGCGUGUGCAAAGAUGAGGACACAACCCCUUUGCCAAACAGCGCCAGCAAUGGACUCAUUGAUGACCACUACCGACCCAUUUCUCAGUGUGGAUUUAAGUCGGCUUCAACGGCAAUACAUAUGGAUACUGUAGAUGAAUUAGUACUUGAAACAUUAAAUGUAAUAGAUACUUAUGUAGAAACAGAUCAAGAGCCACCUACAUCAAUACUGACACUGCAUGCCAUUGCUGAUCAAGAGGAUGGGUGGAUUCAGGUUGUAACAUCAAUGAUUCGAGUGAUCCCAAUUCAUCAUCCUCUAGGUCCUGCUGUAAUUACCUUAUUAUUUGAUGACUGUCCACUACCGACAAAGGAAUGUGUAAUGAAAUUAUCAAAUAUUCUAAAUCUUUCCAUGCAAGUUUACUCUCAAGGUUCUCCUCAACAUAGAAACACCUGUGUCUUGUUAGGUCUUUUGGCAGAAAAGUUGUCUGGACCAAGCAGCAUAGCUAUUCUUACAGACACAACAUUAAACUACCUCAUUAAAAAUUUGGACCCAACUGCAGAACCACCUGUAAUAUUGUUUUCCCUUAUUGCUCUGGAAAAAUUUGCUCAAACCACGGAAAAUAAAGUGACUAUCAAUAAACAACUAGAGUCUAUGGAAUCCCAUCCAAUUUUGCAAUUAGAAAAAUGGGUAGAUUCACAGUGCUAUUUUAAACGACAAGUUGGAUUUUGUGCUCAGUGGUGUUUGGAUAAUAUUUUCAUCGUGAAAGAUAGAGUAUUUUCAUAUCAAUGUGUUAAUGUGGAAGGAAUAAAUGUUAUGCUCAACACAAAGGAUGUGAGUGAGUACCUGAAAAUUUCACCUGAUGGAUUGGAAGCCAGAUGUGAUGCAUACUCUUUUGAAAGUGUGAGAUGCACAUUCCAAGUUGAUAAUGGGGUUUGGUUCUAUGAAACACUAAUAAUAACGCCUGGUGUUAUGCAGAUUGGAUGGGCCACUAAAGACAGCUCAUUUUUAAAUCAUGAGGGUUAUGGCAUUGGUGAUGAUGAGCACUCUUUAUCUUAUGAUGGCUGCAGACGUCUGGUGUGGUACAAAGCUCACAGUCAAAAACAGAACCGUGAUGUCUGGAAACCUGGUGAUAUCCUAGGUUCAUUACUUGACCUUGACAAACAAGAAAUCAUAUUUUAUCUUAAUGGUGAACCCCUUCCACCUUGUACUGAAGUUUUCAAAACUGCCAGCAAAGGAUUUUUUGCUGCUGCAAGUUUUAUGUCUUAUCAGCAAUGCAGAUUUAAUUUUGGAUCGGUACCAUUCCACUACCCUCCUACUGAUCGAGAAUUUAAAAGUUUUAAUGGUUGUGCCCAGUUGAGCCCAGAGGACAAAGUAAUUCUCCCAAGGCAUAUAUUUCUACAACAGCUUAGCAAACUUAGUGUACGGGAAGACUCCUGCACCCUUUGUUUUGACAAGAAGGCGUCAGUAAGACUCCUUCCCUGUCACCACUGGGGAUUUUGCUCGAGAUGUGCUGAUCAGCUUCGUGAAUGCCCCAUGUGCAGAGCACCAAUAGUGUCAAAAGUUGACAUGCCAUAAAAAAUAUCUAAUCUUUGUGUUCAUAGAUGGCUUUCUGAAAGGGUCGAACUCAAUAUUGAAGCACAUACGCUUGUAUGACAAUAAGUCAUGAUCUUUACCCAUGUGUUAAUGUAGUAGUCACUGUGAAUUGCUGGAUCUUCCAUCUAAAGGUUUUUGUGUUCAGGAUCCUUAGAAAAACUCCAGUAGUUCAAGCGUUCCCAACUUGCAUGGAAUUUACUGAGAGGUUUCUCAUGAAAUCAAGGUUCCUCAAAUGUAUAUUGUCAGUGUUAUCUGCCGUGACGAUUCAUGCAUUUCUGCCAAUAUGUUCAAAAUCCUACUCGAAUAGCACCUGACCACAAGGUUGAUAUAAGUCUGCCUCAUUUUGCCUGAGUCUAGUUUUGCCAGCAUGAAACUUAGAUGAGUUAUUGUGUUAUUUUAAAAGUAAAAGACGAACUGUUACGAUUUGCAUGCUAUUAAGUUCAAGUGAACUUUAUAUUCAUGACCUAUAAUUAUUCAACAUCUUUACUGCAGGGUCAUCAAGUUAAUACAAAUUGUGUGAUUUCCUACUGCGAAUUUGACAACAAUCUGACGAACACUUUCUCAUCUAAAUUGAUUAAAAAAGGGAUUGAACAGGGCACUAUUUUGUGUACAAGGCCAUGAUAAUUUGUUAUCCAAAUCUCAUUUAUGUUGCUCUUUGACUGUAUCUUGCCACCCGCGUGAGUAUUUUUUUUAUCAUAAAUAAUUAAAUUGCUUUGUUUGUAUUCUUCAAGACUGUACGUGGUAAAGUUGGCAGAAAUUUUUAAACAAAGUUUUUUGACUACUGCUUUCUUUGUUUUAUCCAUGACAAAUACUGAGCCUUUGUGAGGGUUUAACCUGGGUAAGAAAAACAGUGUUAAAAGCUCAAUAUUUUACUAACCGUCAUUCGAGUAUUUUUGAUCUUAGGAUAGGUAUCAUUUUAAUUACAAGUGAACUACAAUAGUAUUGAGUGUGACUACCAUACUAAAAUGUAUUCCAACAAUAUUACCUCAAAAUUUUGAAACGAUUCAGCCAACAAUGGUUUUGAAACUAUAAUUCUAUUCUUUGAUUGAAAUAACCUAAUCUAAAUAUUGCUUUGGUAUAGUAAUUUUCUUGUUGUUUGAUACUGAAUUUCUUCACCUUAUUUGCUUGUACAUCUCAUUUCACAAUUUACCUGCAGGUGUAGAGAUGACAUUUCCUGCACUAUAGACAUUUUUGACUAUUCCAUAUUUUCAAAUUUUGGCUCUAGAGAAGAUAGUCUUUUGUUUCGUGGUUUUUAUUAUAUUAGUAUCCACAUGAUAGUAUUUUUUACAUUUUUCUGGUAGUGUUUUUCAUAGGUUCACAAUGCCAACUGAAGAGAGAUCAGGGUUUUAGUGAAUUUGACGUUCAGUGUUGCAAGAAGAUGCUGUUCAGUAUUUGUACAGUCUUUUCAGCAUUUUGAAUAUCUUAUGAAGUUCCAUAUUUUUACUACAAAUGUUUUUGUCGACUUGAUGGCAGUAGUGUACUUCUAUUUUGAAUGAAGUUCAAGUGAAACGAAGAUUGCAGUGGGUAGAGUCUACCAUGAGCAUUUACGUUUGGUAGUUUAAAUGAUCUCAUGAUCUCUAAUCUUCCGACUAGCCACAAAUUCAUAUUCUUCAACAGUAGGUAGUGUUCAGAGUAAAAUUGUUAAGUUAUUAAUAAUUUUGAAACCAAUUUGAUCAAAUUCUCUCCUGUAAGCUUUUAUCCUGCUUAUCAGCCUUAAUAGCUAUUAGGUUUUCUCUGUUUUUCACUUACAGUUCUUCAACUUCUCCUUCUCUCCCUCUCUCGUCCUAAAAUAAUUACAUUUUGGGCUUCUCUAUAAAUUUUGCAUGCCUGUUACACAUCUAAUCCAAUCUAUCUGAAGGUGGCCCUCCAAUGAAACCUGGAACUCAUCACUCAUCGUAUCAGAUUUUGCUGUUAUUGAUGCGGCCUGAGUUUGCUAAAUGUAAGUUGGAAGUUUAGUAGAGCAAUACAUACAUUUUCACAAAUUUUGCAGGCAUUAAACGGGUGUCUCUAUGAGGGACCCAUUAGUACCCAUCAUUUAUCAGUAGAUCCGUAUAUGGUCACUCAAACAUGUUCAUAAUUUGUGAAAAUGUAUUUUAUUACAUUUCUAAACUCUUAGCAAAACUCGGGCUGCAUCAAAAACAACAAAAUGUAAAAUGAUGGGUGAUGGGUUCCAGGUUUAAAUGGUGGGCCACCUUGAGUCUCUUUUUUUUUUUCUUCUUAUAAAAUAAUUGUGAUGAUUACGUACUUGGGGGGCUUGUUCUUCUUACUCCAACAAGAAACGUCAAUGUCUUCCUGUUCAAAGAAAGUUUUUUUUUUUCUUUCUUUUUUUUUUCAUUUUGGUUCAUGACUACAAGCAGUAUCAAGGCACCAAGUUUUUUAAAAGACAUGCUCUGGCAAUAGUACAAUCAGCUUAUAUUUUGGUUUACUUCUGCUUUGUUGCUACAGCUUAUCAUAAAACAUGCUAGAAAUUUACUUUUUUGCUGCUUCUUUGUUUCCACAUGUCAAGUGAUUAGAUCCCUUGCUCUAAGUUUCAUGUUUCAGUGUUUCUGAAACCAAGGUCAAAAUUUACAAAAUAUUAUGUUUUGGAGAAAAGACAGACUUUAUAAACAGUUUGUGAGUCACAUUGUGGAGUUAAAACGUUAUGAUUAAUAAACAGAAUGAAUUAUUUAACCUAAUGAAGCAUGUCAUUACUCUUGAUGGCCUUCUGUUUGAUUGUAUGGAAAAUGUUUGUGAUGUUGCAUGUUAGUUUCAAUUUGAAGUAUAUGAUGCCAUAUUUAAAGUAAUUUUAGUUAAAAUUUGUCAACUUUUGUUGAACUUGUGCACAUUUUUCACUGAUGAUGCAAGUAUUUAAGAUAGGAUUAUGCACUUAAGACUUUUUUUGACUUUAUUAAAGCUCAGUUAGUCUUCUAGAGUGUCUUCCUGCCAACCGCCAAUAGCACCUUUUGAGGUUCUAUAGUCACUGAAUUUAAGGGAAUCUAUUCAUUUUGUGUAUAUUGUCAUGUUCUUGUUUAAAAUGUGUAAAUUUUGUUGAAUGUUGUGUGUUAUAAACAUAUUUUUAUUGAAAUAAAUUAAAUCAUUCUGUAUGCUA
Messenger RNA from Frankliniella occidentalis (western flower thrips), 5039 nucleotides. Its product is annotated as RING finger and SPRY domain-containing protein 1. The coding region runs from base 371 to 1933 and encodes 520 amino acids. The record is from RefSeq and is a predicted model, not a curated record. The transcript is spliced from 12 exons. Lineage: Eukaryota; Metazoa; Arthropoda; Insecta; Thysanoptera; Thripidae. Gene Ontology annotation, molecular function: protein binding; ubiquitin-protein transferase activity. Gene Ontology annotation, cellular component: cytoplasm.